GAGGUCAGAGGGAUAGGGCAGGUUUUAUUUUGGGUAUCGGCGACCUCCCCCUCGGGCGCUGGGCCUGAGGCGUAGCAGGGACUGCACAGAGCAGGCACCAGCGGCCUCGAGGGCCUGCACCAGGACACAGUCAUGCUCAUAUCGGCUGCGUCGAUGGCACCCGAGGUGUGCGGCCCAAGCCUCCAGGGAACCCCUGGACCCCCACCGCCCCUGCUGCCCAAGCCAGGGAAGGACAACCUGCGUUUGCAGAAGCUCCUGAGGAAGGCAGCCCGGAAGAAGAUGAUGGGAGGUACGCACCUCGCUCCACCCAGGGCCUUCCGCACCUCCCUGUCCCCCGUGAGUGAGGCCAGCCAUGACCAGGAGGUCACAGCCCCGCACGCUGCUGAGGGCCCGCACCCCGCCGAAGCCCCACGCCUUCCUGAAGCCCCGCGCCCCGCCGAGGCUCCCCGCAUGGUGGCUGCCCUACCCCGCUCCCCGCACACCCCCAUCAUCCACCACGUGGCAUCACCCCUGCAGAAGUCCACGUUCUCCAUUGGCCUCACCCAGCGCAGGAUUCUAGCCGCUCAAUUCAGGGCCACGGGGCCCCAGGUUGUAGCCUCGGCCCCAGAACCUACCCGGCCCCCCAGUGGCUUCGUCCCUGUCUCUGGGGGUGGGGGCACCCACGUCACCCAGGUGCACAUCCAGCUGGCACCAUCCCCACACAAUGGGACCCCUGAGCCUCCCAGGACAGCCCCAGAAGGGGGAUCCAACAGCCAGGAUGGAGAUGCCACCCCAAGUCCCCCCAGGGCCCAGCCCCUGGUCCCAGUGGCUCACAUCCGCCCGCUGCCCACCGCAGUCCAGGCUGCCAGUCCCUUGCCUGAGGAGCCCCCUGUACCACGGCUGCCACCCGGCUUCCAGGCCUCGGUGCCCAGAGAGGCUAGUGCCAGGGUUGUGGUGCCCAUAGCCCCGACCUGCCACUCGCUGGAGUCUUCACCGCACAGCCUGGCCCCCGUGGGCCCUGGCAGAGAGCACCUGGAGGAGCCCCCGAUGGCUGGCCCCGCCUCUGAGGCCGAGCGAGUGUCCAGCCCUGCCUGGGCCUCAUCCCCUACCCCACCAUCAGGCCCUCACCCAUGCCCUGUCCCCAAAGUUACACCCAAGCCCCGGCUCAGUGGCUGGACGUGGCUCAAGAAGCAGCUGCUGGAGGAGGCCCCAGAGCCUCCGUGCCCAGAGCCGCGGCAGAGCCUGGAGCCAGAGGUGCCCGCCCCCACAGAGCAGGAGGUGCCUGCCCCCACAGAGCAGGAGGUGCCCGCCCUCACCGCACCCCGGGCCCCCGCCUCCCGGACCUCCAGGAUGUGGGAUGCCGUGCUGUACCGCAUGUCAGUGGCGGAGGCCCAAGGGCGCCUGGCAGGGCCCAGCGGUGGGGAGCACACCCCAGCCAGCCUCACCCGCCUGCCCUUCCUGUACCGGCCUCGCUUCAACGCCCGGAAGCUGCAGGAGGCCACCCGGCCCCCUCCCACAGUCCGCUCCAUCCUGGAGCUGAGCCCCCAGCCCAAGAACUUCAACCGCACAGCGACUGGCUGGAGGCUCCAGUGAAGUGGCCAGAAUGGCCCCCAGAGCUCAGGACCAUGGGAUGGACAGAAGAAGGGGCUGAGGCUCUAGCUGGGGGCCCAUAGUUGCUGCAUGAAGAUGCACCAGGGCCCAAGGGGCAUGGGGUGCAGGGCAGCCUGGGAAGGGCACAUGGGGUGCUGAGGGAAGUCUGCGUGGUUAGGAGGGUGGUCAGGUGGACGGGGCAGAGAGGACGAGCUGGAGCCCCUGGGCUGCAGUGGUGUGAGGGGAACAGAGAAGGGGUCUGCGUCGGGAUGUAGGAUGGGGGCCUUGGGAUGAAAACUUUAGGUAAGAUGGCAGAGGACUGCACCUACUGACCUAGCCCAGGCUCCUCAGGGGCCUGGGCCUCUCACUGAUCCUCCCUUUUGCUGUCACCUUUUGCUGUCAAAGGUUUGGGGCCAGAUCUCUGCUUGCUGAGGCAUGGGUGCGGUCAGGCUGGCUUGGCCAUCGGCGUCAGGAGCAGUCAGCAGUUUUGCUGCCUGUGCUUCCUGAUGGCAGAGCCAGAUCCUGGGACUAGGGUGCAGGGGGGAGCCUUCAGCCAGCAUGGGACUUGGCACCAAUACAAGUGCUCAGGGGCAGGCAGGGAGGGGCUCAUCAGGGGUGGAGGAGGGCCCAGCGUGACCUCUCUCUCGGCCCACCUCUGCUUCCCCUACCUGGGCUGACAGCCUGAGGGGGCAGAACUCGAGGGAUUCGCUGGUGGGACAGCGAGGGUCUCAGCACUGGCCAUGCCCAGGCUUUGACAGCUGGAUGAGGAGGGAGCCCUCAGUCCCAACCCUAUGGGAACAGCUUGGCCAAGCGGGACAGAGAAGGGGCUGUGGCCCUGGUGGGGAGAGUGGAGGGGCCCACUCAGCAGUCAGCCAGGCUCUGGUGGGGGUGGCCAACCACAGGAGAGGGGCACAGAGGUACCAGAAAAAGCCUCUGCCACAGCUGCUUGAGAGUCAGGGUUUGGCAGGGGAAGAUGGUAGGAGGACAGCUGCCCCACCCUGUGGUGUGAUGGGUGCUGGAAAUGGAGCCUGGGGCCCAGGUCACUAAUAAAUGUGUGGCUCACCAUG
Molecule: messenger RNA, 2636 nt
Organism: Pan troglodytes (chimpanzee)
Lineage: Eukaryota; Metazoa; Chordata; Mammalia; Primates; Hominidae
Gene: PRR33
Product: proline rich 33
Exons: 2
Coding region: 133-1572 (479 amino acids)
Source: RefSeq, a predicted model, not a curated record